GAACAGCCAUCUAAGGAUGACCAACAGUUAGCUGCUCGGGCACAAGAAGUCGAGAAGAAGUCGAGUCCAUCCAAAACCCAGAAGGAGCUAGAUGAAGAGUUAAUGCGCAAACUAGCUGGCAUUUCUGGUGAUGGUGGCGAAUCUGGAGUUGAAUACGAAGAUGGCAAGCCAGUUGCUAUGAAGCGAGGAGUCAAGAACAAUAUGUUCCGCUUGAUCUGA
Messenger RNA from Pseudocercospora fijiensis CIRAD86, 219 nucleotides. RefSeq lists its product as uncharacterized. The transcript has a single exon. The annotation marks the transcript as partial. NCBI's taxonomy places the organism in Eukaryota, Fungi, Ascomycota, Dothideomycetes, Mycosphaerellales, Mycosphaerellaceae. The record is from RefSeq and is a predicted model, not a curated record.